AUGCACUUUUCCUCGGUGAAAGUCUUACAUUUACUAUUCCAAGUCGCACAAGGUAAUGGUCAAAUUCGUUGUAUUCAAACAAUGAAUGGAACAAAUACAACUGAAUCUAUUUAUGAAUCUCCACGAUUUUCAGUAUCAAUCUAUUUUUUAUGUUUAUUUAUUCUAUUAACUAUUUCAUUUAUUUCAUUCGUACUUUUACAAUGGAUAUCUAUUGCUCGAAAUGCAAAUCAAAUCGUAGGAGAAGAAUCAUUCGAAAUAAUCAAUCCAAUUAAUAAACAAGAAAAAUCUUUAACUACUUCAUCCUACAUUCUUCUUUCAUUAGGAUGUGCUUAUAUAAGUUCAAUUUUAUUCGGAAUGAUGUUGUCAGUUUCCGCGUAUGUAUUAAUGCCUUAUGGACAAAAUAUUUUUUAUACAAGAACAAUUAUUUCACCAUGGAUGUUGACAUUUGUUUGGAUUCUUGGUAUGAUAAAACCUAUUUUACCUAAACGUUUUAUAUGGAUUUUAAUUAUACUUGGAUCAUUUACAUUUGCGUUUAUUAUGUAUGUUUCAUUCAAAAGUCCGUGUCCUCCAUGGGUUGAUACAGCUAAAAGGAGUGUUUUAGUUUUAUUUAUAUGGCUUAGUAGUUACAUGUCUCUAGGUUAUCCUCGUUUGAUUAUUGCUAAUUAUGUACGAACUUAUUCACCUAAUGGAAUGUUUUGGUUUGGUGUUCAGGUACGAUUUGGUGGAUUAAUUGGAUCUAUUAUUUCUUAUCUUUUUAUUGAAAUAUUUUCGCUAUUUCGUGAACGAAUGCCAUGUGAACAAAAUAUUUGUUAA
Messenger RNA from Rotaria sp. Silwood2, 813 nucleotides. The record is from the annotation of a GenBank genome assembly. Lineage: Eukaryota; Metazoa; Rotifera; Eurotatoria; Philodinida; Philodinidae.